UAAAGGAGUAGAAAAAAAGAAAUUGGGUAGAUGGGUAGAGGCUUCCAGUUAGAUUUUCUGUUGUGUUGGCAGGUCUGUGUGGCCCAGAGCAACAUCUACGACUAUCCCGAGGAGGAGCAGAUUGAGAAGCUGGAAAGUCUGCUGUUGAAACUCAUUCAACCUCGGCCUCGACCUGUCAUCCAGAUCAACGAGCAACUGCACAUCAAGGCAUCCAAGUGCUGUCAUGCCGUGCCAAUGAUGGACUGUUGCUCCCCUUCUGACUGCUGUACAUUCGGCAUAGAUUCCUGUUGCAAAUAGAUCGCCAACAGCGCGCCAUAAACCACGGUGGAAUUCCGCGCGAAAAAGCGGGAAGGAGAAAUGAGAUUUUUAGAAGAAAAGAUAUAGAUAUUUCAAUGUUUCUUUUUAUAGUUUUGAUGAUUUUGGGAUUGUUUUCGAUGAUGUAUCUGUUUAUGCAUUGGAGAAGAUCAUAUAUUUUCACGGUAUCUCCUUCAAAUCCAUCUUUGUGAUUUAGAUUGAAAAAAGGCAUUCAUUGUGUAAUUUCUGAUAAAUAUAUAUAUAUGGCCAUCAAGCUAUCAGCGGCAUCUCUACAUUAAAACUCUGAUAACAGAAA
Penaeus vannamei (Pacific white shrimp) is the source of this 610-nucleotide messenger RNA. Lineage: Eukaryota; Metazoa; Arthropoda; Malacostraca; Decapoda; Penaeidae. The record is from RefSeq and is a predicted model, not a curated record.